AUGGCAGCUUCAAAAGAAACUAUAGUAACCAAUAUACAGGCUAUCGUGAGUAUUUUAGCUGGAACAGCAACACUUAUUCAAGAAUAUCAAACAACAGUCUUUACAGAAUAUACAUGUUUUAAUUGUUGGAAAACUUACUGGAAAUUGGUUCGAAAUAAAUAUGAAUAUUUGUCAUUGUAUCCAUACUGUCCAAAUUGUGGUUAUAAAAUAGAAGCAUCGAAUAUUAUAGAAGAUUAUGAUGUUAUUGGUGCAGAAGUUUUUUUCUUACACAAGAACAAUAAUGCUGUUGCAAGUUUCAAAUUAACACAUAAAGCUUUGGCAACGCCAAAUAUUAAACAAAUGAUUAAAAAAUGUGAUGCACAACAUAUUUAUUAA
Messenger RNA from Adineta steineri, 375 nucleotides. NCBI's taxonomy places the organism in Eukaryota, Metazoa, Rotifera, Eurotatoria, Adinetida, Adinetidae. The record is from the annotation of a GenBank genome assembly.